CGGAGUUGAGCCGGUGUGAGUAUAAGUGUACCUGUAUUGAUUAAAUUAUAGGACAGGUAAGCAACUUUCUCUUUCAAAACUCGCAAUGCAGAAAUGGAAUUCAUGAUUUAAUAAAAAAAGUUUGACGUACAAUGGAGGUAUCCGGUAAAAAACUCCAGACAGAUGCCUCUGUCCUGGACACGACGUUCUGCCAGCCCUGCUCCCAGGAAGGGGAAACCCUGCCAGCCGAGGCCUACUGUACUGUCUGCAGGGAGUUCAUGUGCUCUGUUUGCACAAAUGUUCACAAGAAACAAAAAAUGUCGAAGUUUCAUGCACUCUUGGAUAAGAGUUCUAUGCCGACAGCUAUGCAGGGAGAGUCAGAUGCACCACAAAGCACCGAGGCUUGCAACAUCCAUCCUGAAGAGUUAAUCAAAUACUUCUGUCCAACCCACCAGUCACUCAACUGCGGACAUUGCCUAGCCAAAGAACAUAGAACAUGUCAUGUUGACAUCAUCUCUGAAAUAUCAAGGGGCUUUAAAGAUCACAAAGAGUAUGCAGACAUCAGCAAAGCAAUUUCCGAAUUGUCUAAAGCUCUACAACACUGUGCUGAAGAGGUUGAAACCAAAUUGAAUUUAAUAAAAGAGCUGGCUGAAGAUGAAGUUUCAAAUUUACGAGAAUAUCGGUAUAAGAUAAACACAUACUUCGAUGACAGAGAAAAUGCCCUUCUUAAGUUCAUUGAGGAAAUGAAAAGUAUCGAUGAAACACGUCUUCACUCCAUUAAACCAAGAUGUGAUGACCUUAAAGCCAAGGUUGACGAAAUGAAAUGCAAACUCGCAGAACAGGAGAGAAACAAUACCCAGUUGUUUAUUGAAGUCAAGAGAGCUCAGAAACAUAUCGAAAUUCUGCAGUCCGGGCUGGAUGACAUAAACAAAGAGAUGAAUUUUCAUCGCUACAAGCUGCGAAAGGACCCAGCCACGGAACGAAUGUUGUCAUUAAACACGGGGCUUGGUACGAUACACGAAGAAGUCUCAGACAAGACCGAUUCGGGACGGUAUCACCAAGAAUGGAAUGAGCCUGAGGCGAUACAAGAAUACACAUACCUUCCGGGUUACGACUGUCAAAAGGAUAUGGACUGCGGAAAGAAAUGUGCAGACACAGACCUUUUGGGUAACGAAUAUCGAAACAAGGACGAACGUAAGAAGAAAAGUGCAGACACCCACCUUCGGUGUUACGAAUGUCAAAAGGAGAUCGAAUGUGAAAAGAAAAGUGCAGACACAGACCUUUGGGGUAACAUUAAUGACAAGAUGGACGAACGCAAGAAGAAAAGAUCAGGUGAAAGACUUGCGCAUUCAAGUUCCAACAGAUACCUUAACACUGUGGUCAUUUAUGACAACUACAAUGAGUGUGUGUCUCCCUACGAGUGUGUCGAGUAA
Molecule: messenger RNA, 1412 nt
Organism: Mya arenaria
Lineage: Eukaryota; Metazoa; Mollusca; Bivalvia; Myida; Myidae
Exons: 8
Coding region: 132-1412 (426 amino acids)
Source: RefSeq, a predicted model, not a curated record